This is a messenger RNA of Coregonus sp. 'balchen', 6481 nucleotides long. The record is from the annotation of a GenBank genome assembly. NCBI's taxonomy places the organism in Eukaryota, Metazoa, Chordata, Actinopteri, Salmoniformes, Salmonidae.
AUGAAUCACCAGGAGCAGACACAAUGGAUCCAUCCCAUUAUCACAGGAGACACAGACAUACACAGGAAGGGAAGACAGAGGUCUAUUCCUGCAGACAGAGCCCAGGUAGCUGUGGAAGAUUGAAUAUGGUCUGCAUGAUACAAUAGAUAUGAUGAAUAUGUCAAACUCAUCAGAUCGUAUCAGUAAAAGGUGACAAUGCUCCUCUGAUACUAGAAUACCCACUAGAUGCCUCCUCUCUAUGUUUUCUUGACAAUAUGAGAUGGAUGACCAGUAGGAGCCAGACAGACACACAGACAGACAGACAGACAGACAGACAGACAGACAGACAGACAGACAGACAGACAGACAGACAGACAGACAGACAGACAGACAGACAGACAGACAGACAGACAGACAGAGGCUCCUCUGUUCUGGGGUUGUAGGGGGGGAUGUUCUGGGGUUGCAGGGGGGAUGUUCUGGGGUUGCAGGGGGGAUGUUCUGGGGUUGCAGGGGGGAUGUUCUGGGGUUGCAGGGGGGAUGUUCUGGGGUUCCAGGGGAAGGUUCUGGGGUUCUGGGCUGAGUGGUGGCAUUUAACCUCUGACCUCUGUGUGGUAAUAGGUCCCAGGUGAUGGGGCGGAUCACAUGGUCGUCCAGAAGUCCGCCCGGUCAUCGGGUCAUCAGAGCAGCCACCACCGGAACCAGGAGCGGGACCAAUCACGGGAGAGAGACAGAGACCAAUCACGGGAGAGAAACUGGCCAUCAGAAAAAAUAUCUGAUGCACACUGUCAGGUAAAGCCAAAGAUGGUGGAUAAAUGAAGAUAGUUCACUCAAGCCGUCAGUUUCGGUCUACUUAGCGGCGUGGCUCUCAUAGACACCAAUGCGAUAGCAGCUGGGUCUGGUCUGCUUAGUUCAUUACAUUUUUACAUUUUAUAAUUUUUUUACAUUUUAGUCAUUUAGCAGAUGCUCUUAUCCAGAGCGACUUACAGUUAGUGAGUGCAUUUUAUUUUUAUUUUUUUAUACUGUAUUGACUGUAUAUGAACCAGAAACAAACAGCGAGUGGGAUGUCUCACUUCCUCUUCCGUCUGUGGUAAACCCUGACCCCUAAACCCGCACCCCGCCCUAACCCAUAUCCUGAGCAAUGUCAACUGCCUCAUUGAUCUUUUUCUAGAUAGUUCAUGUUGAAAUGAAGUCUGAAUGCUAUGAGUCUGGCAUGGAGAAUACUGGAGGAUUUACAGCCUUACAGGGCAGGGUGGGUGAGUGUGUAGUGGGGUUUGGCUGGUAGGGUUAGGUGUUUGUUGUUGUUUUUCUGGUAGGGGGGGUGUUUUCGGGUUGGUUUUGGUUGUUUUGUUGUUUUUUUUAUGGUUGGGUUUUUGGUGUUUUUGGGUUUUUUUUUGGUUAUGUUGUGGGGGGUUUUUUUCUGUUAGGGUUGGGGGGGGGGUUGGUUUUUCUGGUUAGGUGGGUGGGGGGUUGGUUUCUGGUUAGGGUGAUGGUGUUGUGGGUGGUGGUUUCUGGUUAGGUGGUGUUAGGUGGGUGUUGGUUUUCUGGUUAGGGGUGGGUGGGUGGGUGUUGGUUUUCUGGUUAGGGUUAGGUGUGUCGGUGGGUGUUUUUUUUUAGGUUAGGGUGUGGGUGGGGUUUUGGUUUCUGGAGGGGUUGUAGUGGGGUGUUGGUUUUCUGGUUAGUUUUUGGGGGGUUUGGUUUUCUGGUAGGUGCGGUGGUGGGGGUUUUUUUUCUGUGUUAGGGUGGUUUUGGGUUUUUUCGGUGUUUGGGUUUUUUUUUCUGUUUUUUUUUAGGUUGUGGGUGGGUGUUGGUUUUCUGGUUAGGGGUGGGUGGGGGUUUCGUUAAGGGGUGGGUUGUUGGUUUUUUGGUGUGUUGGGGGUGGUGGUUUUUGGUAGGGGUUAGGUGUGAGUGGGUUGUUGGUUUUCUGGGUUAGGUUUUGUGGGUGGGUGUUGGUUUUCGGGUUAGGGUUAGGUUGGGGUGGGUGGGUGUUGGUUUUCUGUUAGGGUUAGGUGUGUGGGUUUGGGUGUGGUUUCUUUGGGUUGGGGUUGUGUAGGGGGGGUUUUGGGUUUUCUGGUUGGGGUUUAGGUGUGUAGGUGGGUGUUGGUUUUUCUGGUUAGGGUUAGGGGGGUGGGUGGGGUUUUUUUUCCCUGGUUAGGGUUAGGUUGUGUGGGUGGGUGUUGGUUUUUGGGUUAGGUUGAGGUGGGUGGUUGGUUUUCUGGUUGGGGUUGUGUGUGGUGGGUGUUGGUUUUUUCUGGUUAUUUGGGUUUUUUUUUUGGGGUUAGUGUUUUUGUUUUUUUUUUGGGUUAGGUGUGUGGGGGGUUGUUUUUGUUAAAUUGAGGGGGGUUGGUUUUCUGGUGUUGUGUGUGGUGGGUGUGGUUUUGUUAGGGUUAGGUGUUGGUUGUUUGGUUUUGGUUGGUGGUGGUGGGUGGUUGGUUUGGGUUUAGGGUUAGGUGUGUGGUGGGUGUUGUUUUCUGGUUAGGGGUGGGUGGGGGGUGGUUUUCGGUUAGGGUUUAUGUGUAGGUUUGGGUGUUGGUUUUCGGGUUAGGGGUGGUGGUGUGUUUUUGAGUUUGGGUUUUGUUGGUUUUUUGGUUGGUUGUGGUUUGUUUGGUUUUUUUGGUUAGGUUAGGGUGGUGGUUUUUGUUUUUGGUGGUUUUUGUGGUUUGGGUGUUCUGUUUAGUUUUAGGGUGGGUUUUUUUGGUGUUUUGGUUUUGUUUUCGUUUUUAGGGUUUUGGGUUUUUGUUUUUUUUGGUUUCCUUUUUGUUGUUUGGGUGUGUUUUGGUUUUCGGGUUAUGUUUUAGGUUUUGGGUGGUGUUGGUUUCUCGUUAGGGUUUUGGUUUAGGUUUUUUAUUUUGUUUUUUUCUGGUUUUUUUGGUAUUUUUUGUUUUUCUGGUUAGGGUUGGUUUGUGUUGGUUUCUGUUGGGGGUAGGUGGGUGUGGUUUUCUGGUUGGGGGUUUGUGUGGGUGGGUGUUGGUUUUCGGGUUAGGGGUUAGGUGUGUAGGUUGGGUUUUGGGUUUUUUCUGGUUAGGGUGUUGUAGGGGGUUUUGGGUUUUUUCUGGUUAGGGUUUAGGUGUGUAGGUGGGUGUUGGUUUUCUGGUUAGGGUUGGGGGUGGGGGUGUUGGUUUUCGGGGUUAGGGUUAGGUGGGGUGGUGGGUGUUGGUUUCUGGUUAGGGUUUUAGGUGUGUGGUUUGGUUGUUUUCUGGUUAGGGUUAGGUGUGUAGGGUGGUUGUUGGUUUUCUGGUUAGGGGGUAGGGGGGGUGUUGGUUUUCUGUUGGGUAGGUGUUGUAGGUGGGUGUUGGUUUUCGGGUUUAGGUUAGGUGGGGAGGUGGGGUUUUUUUGGUUUGGGUUAGGUUUAGGGUGUUGGUUUGGGUUUUGGUUCUGGUUAGGGGUGGUGGUUGGGUGUUGGUUUUGGGUUUAGGGUUAGGUGUGUAGUGGGUGUUGGUUUUUUGUAGGGUUAGGUGUGUAGGUGGGUGUUGGUUUUCUGGUUAGGGUUAGGUGUGUAGGUGGGUUUUGGGUUUUUUCUGGUUAGGUGUGUAGGUGGGUUUUUGGUUUUGUCGGGUUAGGGUUUGAGGUGGUUGUUUUUGGUUAGGUGGGUGGGGGGUUUUGGUUUUCUGGUUUGGUUAGGUGUGUAGGUGGGUGUUGGUUUCUGGUUAGGGUUAGGUGGUGGUUGGGUGUUUUUGGGUUUGGUAGGUGUUGGUGUUGUGGUUUCUGGUUAGGGUUGGUGUGUAGGUGGGUUUGGUUUUCUUUAGGUUAGGUGUGUUGGUGGGUGGGUUUGGGGUUUUUCUGUUGGUUAGGUUGGUGGGUUUGGGUUUUUGGUUUUGGGUUGUCUGGGUGUUGGAGGUGUUGGGUGGGUGUUGUUUGGUUAGGUUAGGGGGUGGGUGGGUGGGGGUUUUCUGGUUAGGUUGGGGGGUGGGUGGGUGUUGGUUUCUGGUUAGGGUUAGGUUGUGGUGGGUGUUUGGUUUUUGGUUAGGGUUAGGGUGUAGGUGGGUGUUGGUUUUCGGUUAGGUGUGUAGGUGGGUGUUGGUUUUCUGGUUGGGUUAGGUGUGAGGGGGUGGUGGUUUUCUGGUUGGGGUUGGUUGUAGGUGGGUGUUGGUUUUUGGUUAGGGUUAGGUGUGUAGGUGGGUGUUGGUUUUCCGGGUUUAGGUUUAGGUGGUAGGUGGGUGUUUUCUUGGUUAUUGGGUUUUUUGGUUGGUAGGUGUGUAGGUGGGUUUUGGGUUUUUCUGGUUAGGGUGGGUGGGUUUGGGUUUGGUUUUUCUGGUUAGGGUUAGGUGGGUUGGGUGGGUUGUUGGUUUUUCUGGUUAGGGUUGGUGUGUAGGUGGGUUGGUUUUCUGGUUAGGUGGUUGGGGUUUGGUAGUUUUGUUUUUUCUGGUUAGGGUUCGUGUUGUAGGUGGGUGUUGGUUUUCUGGUUAGGGUUAGGUGUGUAGGUGGGUGUUGGUUUUCUGGUUAGGGUUAGGUGUGUAGGUGGGUGUUGGUUUUCUGGUUAGGUGUGUAGGUGGGUGUUGGUUUUCUGGUUAGGGUUAGGUGUUGGUUGGGUGUUGGUUUUCUGGUUAGGUGUGUAGGUGGGGGUUGGUUUUCUGGUUAGGGUUAGGUGUGUAGGUGGGUGUUGGUUUUCUGGUUGGUAGGUGAGGUGGGUUUUGGUUUUUCGGGUUUAGGGUUAGGUGUGGGGGGUGGGUGUUGGUUUUCUGGUUGGGGGUUAGGUGUGUAGGUGGUGUUGGUUUUGGUUAGGGUUUGGUGUGUGGGUGGGUGUUGGUUUUCUGGUUAGGGUUAGGUGUGUAGGUGGGUGUUGGUUUUCUGGUUAGGGUUUGGUGUGUGGGUGGGUGUUGGUUUUCUGGUUAGGGUUAGGUGUGUAGGUGGGUGUUGGUUUUCUGGUUAGGGUUAGGUGUGUAGGUGGGUGUUGGUUUUCUGGUUAGGGUUAGGUGUGUAGGUGGGUGUUGGUUUUUUUGGUUAGGUGGUGGUAGGGGGGUGUUGGUUUUGGUUAGGUUUUGUUGUGGGUGUUGGUUUUCUGGUUAGGUUAGUGGGGUAGGUGGUGUUGGUUUCUGGUUAGGUGUGUGGGUGGUGUUGGUUUUCUGGUUGGUUUAGGUUUGUUAGUGGGUGUUGGUUUUCUGGUUUGGGUUUGUUUGGGUGUUGGGUUUUGUUUUGGUUAGGGUUGGUGGUGUGGGUGUUGGUUUUCUGGUUAGGGUUGGUGUGUGGGUGGGUGUUGGUUUUCUGGUUAGGGUUAGGUGUGUAGGUGGGUGUUGGUUUUGGUUAGGGUUAGGUGUGUAGGUGGGUGUUGGUUUUCUGGUUAGGUUUUUGUGGGUGGGUGUUGGUUUUUUGGGUUAGGUUUUGUGGGUGGGUGUUGGUUUUCUGGUUAGGUGUGUGGGUGGGUGUUGGUUUUCUGGUUGGGUUAGGUGGGGGUUUUGGGUGUUGGUUUUGUUUAGGGUUGGGUGUGUAGGUGGGUGUUGGUUUUUCUGGUAGGUGUGUAGGUGGGUGUUUUUCUGGUUGGGGUUUUAGUUGUGGGGUGGGGGGGUUUUUUUUUUCUGGUUAGGGUUAGGUGUGUAGGUGGGUGUUGGUUUUCGGGUUAGGUGUGUAGGUGGGUGUUGGUUUUCUGGUUGGGGUUUAGGGGGUGUAGGUGGUGUGGUUUUCAGGUUAGGUGUGUGUUGGUUUUCUGGUUAGGUGUGUGGGUGGGUGUUGGUUUUCUGGUUAGGUGUGUGGGUGGGUGCUGGUUUUCUGGUUAGGUGUGUGGGUGGGUGUUGGUUUUCUGGUUAGGGUUAGGUGUGUAGGUGGGUGUUGGUUUUCUGGUUAGGUGUGUAGGUGGGUGUUGGUUUUCUGGUUAGGGUUAGGUGUGUGGGUUGGUGUUGGUUUUCUGGUUAGGGUUAGGUGUGUAGGUGGGUGUUGGUUUUCUGGUUAGGUGUGUAGGUGGGUGUUUUUUUUUCCCUGGUUUAGGGUUAGGUGUGUAGGUGGGUGUUUCUGGCAACAGCUGUCUAUUUAGACAGAUCAGUUAUUUCCAGAGCUCCAGCUAACUCUAGCAUUCCACUGUUGUUUCACAACUCUACUGAGGUAGCAUCUGCUACUAAAUCAUGACAGACAAAUAACUCCAUAACACUGUAUCAUAUAUUGGACAGAUAUGUUUGUUUUAUUGCGUAUUCUUACCCCUCAGAGCCAGCCUCUCAAGUCUCUACGCAAGCUCCUUCACCUCUCCUCCUCCUCCAAUCAAACGGCUCCAUCUGAUAUGCGCUUCCAGCCCCUGCCCAACCCCACCUCAGCUAAAGCGGGGUUCAGCGAGGGUCCCGGUCGGAGCCACGCAGGCUCCAGCACCCCUCAGCUGAAGAGCAGGCAGGCCGCCUACCCCCUCCCUAGUCAGAUGGAGUCCAGCUGGCACACCUCGGCCCUGGGCAGAGCUGAGGGAAACCCUUACCCCGAGCAACAUGGAGGGAAGGAAGGCAAGGGGGGCCAGAAUGGACACGGGUUCGGACGGCCCUCACGCUCACGCAUUCCAAAUCUCAAUGACUUGAAAGAGACUGCUCUGUAG